ACGCUUGGGGGGCCGCCCCCCCCCAGCCGGCUGGCCGGCGCCGGGUGCUCCAAUGAGAGCGGUUGCCUCUCCCUGCCUCGCGGAGCCAGGCGGUGCCGGCCGGAGCCCGAGUCCGGGUCCUGCGUGCGCGAGUCCGGCAGCAGGCGAGGAUGAUGCCGGCUCUGGCCGCCCAGAGGCGGGGAUGGCGCUGCCUCAACCGGCUGUACCUGCGGUGCCCGGCGGCGCAGCUCAGCCGGGUCUGCCACGGAUGGCAAGGCUCAAUGAAAUGUGGAAGUCUCUCUCACAUACUGCCAUGCAGUCGUCUGCCAGUCCAGUCACUGAGUCAAGUGAGAGUUUACACCUCUGAUGGUCAGAAAAAAGGCCCUGUACCAGGCCCUGAAGGAGCUGAGCACAAACCUGGAACAGCACGGGAUACCGGCAGUGCAGGCCAAAAACCACUUUUAUUGCAGGAGCCAAUCCAAGUAAAAGUUAAAGCGGUUCUUAAAAAGAGAGAGUAUGGACCAAAAUACACACAAAAUAAUUUCAUCACUGGUGUCAGAGCAAUAAAUGAGUUCUGUCUUAAAUCCAGUGAUCUAGAACAGCUGAGGAAAAUCAGACGACGAAGUCCCCAUGAGGAUACUGAGGCUUUCACUGUAUUUUUGAGAUCAGAUGUAGAGGCAAAAUCUCUAGAAGUUUGGGGAAGCCCGGAGGCUCUUGCUAGAGAGAGAAAACGGCGUAAAGAAGCAGAGAUAGAAUACAGAGAAAAUCUGUUUAGAAACCAAAAGCUGUUAAAGGAGUACAAAGAUUUUCUUGGGGAUACUAAGCCACGCUCCAGCACAGCCAGUAUGUUGCUCAAAGGACCAGGAAAGGUGGUGAUGGUUGCUAUUUGCAUAAAUGGGUUGAAUUUUUUCUUUAAACUACUCGCUUGGGUUUACACGGGUUCUGCAAGCAUGUUUUCAGAAGCUAUACAUUCUUUAGCAGACACUUGCAACCAGGCUUUGCUAGCAUUGGGCAUAAGUCAGUCUGCAAGGACACCAGAUCCUAGUCAUCCGUAUGGCUUCACAAAUAUGCGCUAUAUUGCCUCCCUCAUUAGUGGGGUCGGCAUUUUCAUGAUGGGUGCAGGACUUUCCUGGUAUCAUGGAAUCAUGGGUUUACUUCAUCCUCAACCCAUGGAAUCUCUUCUUUGGGCUUAUUGUAUCUUAGCAGGAUCACUGGUGUCUGAAGGAGCUACCCUUCUUGUUGCUAUAAAUGAAAUUCGAAGGAGUGCCCGGGCCAAGGGUCUGUCAUUUUAUCAAUAUGUCAGGCUCAGUCGUGAUCCCAGUACAAAUGUGGUGUUGUUGGAGGAUGCUGCAGCAGUUUUGGGUGUGACGUUAGCUGCUACUUGCAUGGGUCUGACUUCUUUAACAGGCAACCCUUACUAUGACAGCCUGGGAUCUCUAGGUGUGGGAACUUUGUUGGGAGCUGUGUCAGCUUUUCUCAUCUACACCAACACAGAAGCAUUGCUGGGACGAUCCAUUAAUCCUGAGCAAUUACAGCGACUUACUGAGUUACUGGAGAGUGACCCUGUCGUUAGAGCAAUUCAUGAUGUUAAAGCCACAGACAUGGGAUUGAGCAAAGUGAGAUUCAAGGCAGAAGUAGACUUUGAUGGACGGGUUGUGACUCGUUCUUACCUGGAAAAGCAAGACAUUGAACAGCUGCUACAAGAAAUUCAGCAGGUGAAAACUCUUGAGGAAUUAGAAGCCUUCAUGCUUAAACAUGGAGAGAAUGUCAUUGACACACUGGGAGCUGAAGUAGACCGGCUUGAAAAGGAGCUAAAGCAACGCAAUCCUGAUGUUCGACAUGUAGAUUUGGAAAUAUUGUAGAUUUGACAGAAGAAAUCCGUGGAGUACUCUCUUUUGGAAACAAGUCUGCACAGAGAUGGAACAGCUAUUGAAACUGCAGUCACUUCCAUACCAUGCCUCAUUUACUUCAUGCUGUAGGCUUCCUGAAUUGUUGUUACUGAAUCAGUUUCCAGAACAGCUAUAGUUUCCGGAACAGCUAUAGAUUCAGAGUCAACAACUUUGUAUAGAAGAUCAGUUCAACAAAAGCUACUUAGCAUAAUUUCUACAUGAGACUGUUGGAGGUGGAUUUAUUUGGGAAUUGGAACUUAAAUCUUUUAGUUUCUAUAAGGCAAAUGUUAAUGCCUGAAAAUACACAGAAGAUAGUUUCACCAUUUCAAUUUUUUGUCAACUUGCACAUCAGUUUGCACUCAUUUAACUACUUCCUUCUAGAAGCCAUUGGAGGUAUUUGCAAGAUACAGAUGUUUUAAUGUUAGAACUGGCUUUGUUUCAUUUGUUCU
Messenger RNA from Gopherus flavomarginatus (Mexican gopher tortoise), 2317 nucleotides. RefSeq names its product solute carrier family 30 member 9 (gene SLC30A9). The record is from RefSeq and is a predicted model, not a curated record. Lineage: Eukaryota; Metazoa; Chordata; Testudines; Testudinidae. Gene Ontology annotation, biological process: transmembrane transport; positive regulation of transcription by RNA polymerase II; zinc ion transport. Bases 150 to 1841 code for a protein of 563 amino acids. Gene Ontology annotation, molecular function: monoatomic cation transmembrane transporter activity. The transcript has 18 exons. Gene Ontology annotation, cellular component: nucleus; membrane.